AUGGCCGUCGACCGUCGUAUCGCUGAGUUCGUCUCUGACGACAGCUCAAAGUACCUCUAGGUGACUUAAUGUGACAUGCUAGAGGUGAUAUCGAUAGAUGCUCCCAAACUCUCCUCUUUUAUCUAUGGGGAUGUCGGAAUACAAAUCUCUCUUGGAGAUCCACUGCAAGUCAAAGACAUACGUCUGAUGGGUUACAACCAACCCAACACAGUCUGUUUUGCUCGUACUGAGCUUCCAUCCAUUAUGCCAAAUGUUGAAUCACUUAUUGUGUCAUCUACUGAUGAGAUGAUCAGUACACCAAUGGUGCCCAUCAAGUUCCUCCACCUCAAGUUAUUGGAAAUUUAUCUUGCUGAAUUACUGGCUUUUCCUCCCAACUAUGAUUUCUUUUCUCUGGUUUCUUUCUUGGAUGGUUCCCCUGCCUUGGAGACUUUCAUCUUGCAUGUAAAGCAGCGAUGUGAAAGGCGUGAUUCGAUUCUUGAUGGAGAACAUACAAAUUUGAGGCAAAUUCUGCACCCCAGACAUGCCAACCUCCAGAAUGUGACAAUCACUGGCUUUAACUCUACAAAGAGCAUGAUUGAGCUAACAAGUCACAUUCUUGAGAAUGCACCAUCGCUUAAGUGCAUUACGCUGGAUACAGCCAACUUCUAUGAUAAGAACCUUUUGACGAUGGGUGAAUGCUUGCCUAUGAGGAAAGGAGGAAUCUUGGAAGCACGGAAAGCUUUUGAUGCAGCCAAAAGAUACAUCGCGGGGAAAGUACCGGCGCAUGUUGAGUAUAAGUUUCUGGAACCCUGCAGGAAAUGUCAUAUUGGGUAUUGAAACAAAACGGUAGAUCUCAAGAUACCGUCUUUUUGGGAAGGAGAAACUGUGAGAUAAAAUUGGUUGUGUAGCAGUAUAUCGCCGAAAUUUAGUGAUUUCGCUACUUUCUGUGAAAAGGAUGUGUUUAAGUGCCAAGACAAGUAAUUUAACUUUAUAUAGUUUGUAAUUAUAAAUGUAUAAUAUAACAUAAAUUUGUGGCCAGAGUUGUAUGGAGUAUAAAUGUAUAAUAUAACAGAAACCCGCACUUGUUUCAGUUGUUUGGUUCAUCCGUUCAUGUAUAA
This is a messenger RNA of Oryza sativa Japonica Group (Japanese rice), 1097 nucleotides long. NCBI's taxonomy places the organism in Eukaryota, Viridiplantae, Streptophyta, Magnoliopsida, Poales, Poaceae. The record is from RefSeq and is a predicted model, not a curated record.